Chironomus riparius is the source of this 5188-nucleotide messenger RNA. NCBI's taxonomy places the organism in Eukaryota, Metazoa, Arthropoda, Insecta, Diptera, Chironomidae. The record is from the annotation of a GenBank genome assembly.
UUGAUAAAGAGCAAAAGGUGUAAAAGCACUUUGAAAAAAAUAUUUAAAAAUCCUGCAAAGUGAAAAAAGAAAAAAAAAUUUAAAAAUUCACUUAUCAUCCAAAAUCGUCAUUUAAAGUUCGUCGUCGACUGACUUUCUAAUAAUUUGAGUUUUAUAAUUAGACAAAAAUUAGAUCAUCAAUAUGCUGUACAUAUUUAAUAUGGACCAGGGCCGAAUGUUGACAUUUGAUAUGUCACUAGCUCUUGAUACCGUUCAAUCACUUAAGCAGGCGAUUGAGAGGCACCAUGCAAUUCCAGCUGAUUGUCAAGUUCUUCUUGUGUCCGGUGGUGAAACUUUAAACUCAUCGAGUCGUGUGUGCAGCUAUUCUGCGGGAACUGACGAUACAAAUCCAAUUUUUAUGUUUAUUAAUAGUUUAGAACCACGUAAUCCGCCACAACCUUGGCCCAGCAUAGAUAAUGAUGCAGACCUCAAGAAUGAAGUCGAUAGAUGUCUCGAAUUACCAGCAAUGUAUCAAACAGUCGUUAGACGAGCCCAAUUAGCACAGCGAAUUUAUGAAUUAGGCAAGGAUGAGCUUAAAAAUUGCGAUUCUUUAGUGCAUGAACAACAUUUACAGCAUCAAGGAUGGAUGGCUGUGAUUGCAAAUUUAGAAGAUAUAACUGAUGACUUUCAGAAGCGCUGUAAUGAGUGUGAUAAAGUGUUUAGGGAUCACAUUGAGAGACGUUUGGAAUAUAAAGAAUAUCUUGAAAGCUUUAACGACGAUUUAGACAGACUUGCACAAAUUCCAAUUCUUCCGCCAUUACUUCAGGGUGCUGAAGAACAGCCAUUUCACGGAUUCGAUGACGUUUACAAUGAUACAGGUGAAUCGUUUGCAGCACAUCCCAAUCAAAAGCAAAUAAGUGAUGCUAAUAAAGUAACAAGUGAUACAAGCAUGGAAUCAGCAGGUGAAGCAAGCGGAAGCAAAAGCGACGAGAAUCAUGAAGACAUGAAAGAUUCAAAUAGUAAAUCAUCAUUGACAUUGCUUCAAUGGAUAUCAUCAAAUGAGAAUCAAAGAACAUUGAAGCGUAUGGCAGAAAAUUGUACGAGGGAAUUGGAAGUUUUUGAUAAGAAUGUCAUGGAUACAUUAAAGGAUGAGAUUGAAAAGACGAUAGAAACGGCAAAACGUGAGGAUAUGAAAGAAAUUAAAGGCUUGGAAGAGCGUUUGCAAGGCUUGGAAGGACUCAAACGUGAUGCAAAUAAGCUUGUAGCUGAACAAAGUGAUUUAGCACAGGCAUUGCAAAUGAAUCAAAAUAGUGCUUCUAGAUCCAAUGAUGCCUCAAUACUUCCAGACUUAUGUGCACCGCAUCGUAAUCAAUUCAGUCAAAUGAUGAAAAAUCAUAAGAAACUUCGUGAUAUUCGCAAUCGAUGUGACCGAGCUAAGGAUGAAUUAUGCAAGAAUCUACUCCAGCGCUUAAAAUUUGUAAUUCACAUCGAGAAUAAGAUGUAUGAAAUAGAUUCCAAAUUACUUUUUUAUCAUCGAUGCUUGCGUCGUCUACAGAAACAUUUAGGAAUAAUCGAACAAAUUCAUCAGGCACCAUGCGUCUAUGUUCAAGCCGUCACGGAGGUCGUUAGACGUAGAAUAUUCUCAACAGCUUUCUUAAUGUGGGCAUCAAAUCUUGCAUGUCAUCUUCUUACUAUCUACAAUGAAGAGGUUAUGAGACGACAAGAAUUUCGGUAUUCUUUUGAUGGUCACUUUUUAAACUCACUUUUUCCUGGCAUUGAUGAUUUUCCACCGAAAUUCGCAACGGAAGCGCCUUCAAUAUUCGAUUCAAGUCUACCCCAACUGACGAAAAAUGAUUUAAAUGAAUUAUCGAAGCAUCUUCCAGAUAUUACAAAAGAAAAUCAAUUACCCAAUUUGAGUGCCAUUAUUGAUUUCUUUUCAUCUAGAAGUAGUCAUAGUAAUCAAGAGACAACAUCAACUGACGAGAAUGUGAAUCCAUCAUCAAAUAAGAAAUUGUUGAAUGUAUUUGCACAAAUUAGGGAUUAUGAAAAAGGCUUCGAGUCAGAAACGGAUACGGAAGAGUACGAAAAGAUUGGGCAGAUGUCAAUAGAUAAGAAGGCAACGCAACAAAGUAUUUGUGUUGGAACCAUUCAACCUGAAUAUUGUGAUAUGGCAACGAAUAUGAGUAUUGUCCUUAAACGUGAUAUUGAAAUGGUUACAGAUGACAAUAUGUUUAAUGGAUUAGAAGUAGAUCGUUUACAGAAGCUGCUGAUAACAAUGUAUCGAAUUUCAAAGGAAUCAACAGAUUUAUUAAAGCAGCAAUUAAUUGCAUUAAAAUCAGAGGUGCUGAAAGAGAGUGAAGUAGUUAAGGCGCAAGUUGAUAUGCUGAUAAAAGCAUAUGAAGAUUUAAAGAAUGAGACACAAAAUCAUGAACGAGAAUUGAUUCAACGAUUGACAGUUGACCAUGAAUUAGAAAUGAAUGAUCUGACAAAGAAGCUCUUUGUAAGGGAAGAUGAAAUUAGUACACUUAAAAGUGAGAAUGAACAGCUUGAAGAUCAGCUGAAGAAAUGCGAGGAAAAGUCAUCAGGUGAAAAGGCACAACUUGAAAAAAGAAUCCAAGAAUUGGAGCAAAAAGUUAAGGAAUUAGAGAAGAAAAUAACACAACAGAAUGUAGAAAAAGAUGCAGCUUUAAAAGCCCUCAAGGAAGAUCAUCGCAAUGAGAUCGAGUCACUCAGAUGUAAAUUUAAAUUAAUUACAUCCAUGGAAAGUUCACCGUCGGAAACAAGCUUAGAUAAAAUCGACACAAUAGACAUAACAACGCAUGAAACAAUAGUUAAGCAAAUGAAGAUAAAUUUCGAGGAAGAAGUUAGGAAUGCAGUCAGAGAUGCAAUUGAGAAAGAACGUGCAACAGCAUCCUCAAGUAAGCAAUUGUCCAUAACACCAAGCUCACCGGGUAAGUCGCCAAAAGAUAGUCAAGAAAUUUUUAAAAGAAUUCUUGAGGAAAAAGAUCGUCAACUUGAUCAAAUGCGCGAUCGUGAGCAGUACCUAGUUAGAGAAUCGAACAGAUAUAAAGAAAUUAUUCAAUCUCUAACAGAUGUUGAGCUGAAUGAGAGUCAAGUAUCGCUAUAUAAAGAAAAGUUGGAAAUUGUCCAAAAUGAGAAGCGUAAACUCGAAAAAGAUCUCGAAAAGGAACGAGCCAAACGUGCGAAAUUGAGUAGUCUCGCACAAGGAAAUGCUGGAUUGACAAUAAAUUCAUGCUCGAGAGAUGACAUUGUCUUAAUUGUAUGGAAUAGUGUCCAUGAGCAAUACACAAUCGUUCAAGAUUCAUCAAUUUUAUACUUUUUACAUGCUGAAAGCUACAAUGAGUUGAGAUUAUCGUCAGUUCCGCCAAAUACAUGCCCGAGAGUUUGUUACUGCAUUGGUCGUGUUUUAGACAAGGAAUAUUGUCACGCAAAGAAAGAUGAAAAUCGCUAUAAAGUUGGAAAAGGAACCAAAUUUUAUCGAGUCAAAGUUAGGUCGCGAUCACCUUCAAGUCGUGAUAUGGAACGAAGUGUAACAGAAAGGAAGAAAAUAAGACGAUCAACAGAUUCACAAAGUGACUCAUCAAAGUCGAUGAAACUAGAACGACAACCAAGUAACUUAAUAGAUUCAUUUGCUCAAACUGAAACGCAUUCAGAUACUAUAAUGACAGUUGUGGACAAUGCAGUACCAUCAAAUGACAUGGUCGAUUCUGGUGUCGGCUCACAACACAAAUCGACGGAAAAGAAAGAUACAACAAUGGAUGAGGAUGAAGAUAUAUCAUUAUCAUGUGAAGCUACGGGUGAUAACAUGCCACAGCCAAUUAUUGAGCGUGAUGAUGAUGACGAUGAUGACAAAAAGGAUGAUGAGGCACCCGUCUUACUAAAGGAUUGUGAGCUCGCAUCUCUUGAUGAUUCAGACGAAUAUCGAUCGCUUGAGGGAAAAGAUGAGACCGAGGAUACGGAACUUUAGUUAAUUUAAGCAUUUACCUUUCUUCUUUUAUUCCUGCAUUUUAUACAUAAUGUGACACAAAAAUUAGAGGAACGGAACGAUGGAUACGGAAUAAUUUAUAUCAGACGAAAAAAAAAAAAUUGAUAAUAAUUGGAAGUAGCGCUAUAGAUAUUUACUUUUACCAUUUUUACACCAUUAUCGUAAUGAUUUUUUAUGGGAUUUUGUUUCUCAUUUGGGGUAAUUGCCUUAUCUGUGCUUAUCGCUUCGGUAAUAUUCCGUAUUUUUGCUUUUUAGGAGGGAGAGAAACAUUGAAUUUUGGUAUUAAGUUCAUUGUUCAUUUACAUAUGAAAUUUUAACGGUUUUGUAAAAUUCAAAUUUUACCGGUUUUGUAAAAUUUAAAAAGAAAAUAAAUUUUCAAUUUUCAUAGCACAUUUGAGACUUUUAUUAAUCUCAAUUAGAACAAGACAGAACGCACAGUAAUUGCUCUCAAUGAGAAACAGAUUUCAAAAAUCUCAAACACAAUUUUGAUGUUUUUCAAAGCUGAUCUGUAAGUUUUAUUACCGAAAAACAAGAGAUUAAACGCAAAAUUGUGUUUAAAGCAACAGUUAGUAGUAGCAGUAAAGCAUUAAGAUUCCUAUUUUCUAGACAUGCAAUGUGUAAAUGAUUAUUUUUUAUACAUAAUCUGGGCAUAUUCUUAAGAUUAAUCAUCACUGACUAGAUUAAGGCAUUUUUAAUAAUAGACAAGAAAUGUGUAUAUUUGAGCCUUGAUCAUAGCGUGUGGACUAGAUAUAUCUGAUAUUUUUUGAUAUAUAAAAAUCAAUGAUUGAUGAAAAAAUUAAUAUAAACUAAACUAGAAUCGCUAUUUUAAUUGCUUUUUAGACAUUUAUAAAUACCACAAGUUAAAAAUAUUAAAUAAUUAAAAUUUCAUUCAUAACUUCCAAAUUCCUUCUCCUUCACUCUUAACUCUCUCUAUCUAGCUCUAUAUGUGAUUUACAAUAAGUCUGUCCUGUUUGCAAGAAGCAAUUGUUUAGUUCUCUUACCUUUUUACCACUUUUUAUUAAGCAAAAAUCAAAAAAACUUCUCAAAUGAAAUUCUAAAGACUUCAUCCUUAACAUUAAAUGCAAUUUUCUAUACAAAAAGUUGGAAUUGGAUGGACGAUUUGUGGAUUAAUUGGCAAGGAUUUUUAAGUUCUAAUUUUAAAGUAUCAGAAAUUACAUCAUGCAUCUUCAAAUUCCAUCCAAC